This is a messenger RNA of Cooperia oncophora, 816 nucleotides long. NCBI's taxonomy places the organism in Eukaryota, Metazoa, Nematoda, Chromadorea, Rhabditida, Trichostrongylidae. The record is from the annotation of a GenBank genome assembly.
AUGUAUCCGGCAAUUACUUGUCAGGUAAUCGGUGACGAGUUUCUGACGGAUCCGUGCAGACUGGACCAUGAAUGCCGACCAGAAAAGUAUGUCAGAGAAAGAGGAGACAGAGCCGUCUACGAGGAGCUGAAACAUGUUAGGGAGGACUCCAAAUACGCUGCAAUAAAGCCAGUGCAGGUAUUUUUCGAUCUCGUGGCCCAACGUCGAGAAGCGGACAACGGUAGUCUAUCUGAGCUGCAACAUGUUAGGGAGGACUCCAAAUACGCUGCAAUAAAGCCAGUGCAGGUAUUUUUCGAUCUCGUGGCCCAACGUCGAGAAGCGGACAACGGUAGUCUAUCUCGGGAAAUGGAGGACUCCAUCAGAGCAAACAUUCGUAGAUCGGGCUACAAUUCUCGAAAGCCAGCAAUAGUUAAGAGCUUGAGAAAAUGGGUGAGUCGCUCAGUUACAAUGGAAAAUGUGCCGGAGGAGUUCCGCAAGCUCCAUGAUGGCUCUCCGUUUCUGCAACUGGACGAACCGGGGUUCCACAUUUAUUACUCCACCGGAACCAUCCAGGUACCUACAGUAAACAUAGCAUUCCAAUUAAAGCUUAUAACACUUUUUCAGAUGGCGCGCGAGAAUGGGCUUUAUGGCACUGUGGCCGACGGGUCUCACAGCUUGCAGCCGAAGACCUUGGGGCGCUAUGCGCAGCUGUACUGCGUGCAUGGUGCCUGCAACCAAGACCUUGACGUACCACUGAUGUUCUGCAUAAUGGAAAAGAAAACUCGUCGCGGGUACAAGAGAGUAUUCGAGCACCUGAAGAGGAAGUCUGCUAGGUGA